Messenger RNA from Ixodes scapularis (black-legged tick), 571 nucleotides. RefSeq lists its product as uncharacterized. NCBI's taxonomy places the organism in Eukaryota, Metazoa, Arthropoda, Arachnida, Ixodida, Ixodidae. The record is from RefSeq and is a predicted model, not a curated record. The transcript has 2 exons. The coding region runs from base 112 to 417 and encodes 101 amino acids.
AGUCAUCCAGGCUCCAGACGGCAAAGCCAAGUCGAGCAGCGCAGCGGCGACAAAGGUUGCAGAAAUGUCAUCGGGGUGUCUGUCCUGGUGCUCACGCUAUGCCUCAUCGUGAUGGGGAUAGUCCUCGUCCUGGGCAGCGGACGGGCGAGAUCGGAGGCCUACAAGGCUGCGCGCCUCACCAGGACUGCGCGGCGCAGGUCCCACACCACCAAUGGGUCACCCCGAGGCACCAAAGGAUCGUCCGGAGGCACAGAGGCACCGUCUGCUAAGGCACCCGGAGCUUUGCGGAGGCUCAGCUACAUCAGGGGUGAACCGUACGCGCCGACUGCAGACGACGAUCAGGGCACCGAACAACUCAUGACGCUGGGACCCGACGUCGAAGUCGGCGACGAUCCGACCAACGUCAUUCGAUUAUAGAUAACGAGCGUGUCUUCCCAGGAAAACUUGCGAUGUGAAGCGAUAGAUAUGUCUCUAACGCACGACGCGUCUAUACAGACUUGGCAUUGACAUUGUAAGCGGUGGAGGAUUCGGUCGUGAGAACGGAGGCAAAUAAAAUCGAUUCAAUUUUAGA